AUGUCCCACCGACGGAACAUUGAACUGGCUUAUCCGCACUAUGCCCUUAUUUACAUCGACGCCGAUGGGAAUCUUCGGCACCAAUCGUCCCAAUCAAUUGCAGAUAGCUAUCAAACGAUAGUGUCUCCUAGUGUCACAGAUGCUUUCCUGAGAGCAGUGGCACGGUCAAGGGAAACCCAUCUGUCCCAGUACCAUGUCCAACCUAGUGCACCGAUGACACCAAGCCCAGUAACAUCCGCACACAGCCAUUUGCCCUCCCAGAUCAUCCCAAGACCUCGGAGUGAGAUGAGCCUGGGGAGAGAAGGGCCGAUACAUGCUCCCGUUUCACUAGGGACCCCAUUCCAGCUGACGAUGCGACCAAUGCCCCAAGAAGCAACAGGGGCCUGGCAUCGGGACAGUUCACAUUCCAAGAAGAAAAAGGUAUGGAACGAGGACCUCGACACAGCCGCCCACCAACGAGUCAGACUAUCCCUCGGAGACGAAGAGCUGCUGCGUCUUUACUACGAAAAGGCCUUUGAGAAUCUGCAGCAAACCAACUGCCGGGUCCUGGCUAAGGCCUAUGUCAAGCUCGUCGAGCCCCGCAAGCAGGUCAACUACCCUUACAACGGACGGAAGAUUGUUUCGGGCAGAACACGGCAGCUCGCGCCGGACGCGACGAAGCCUCCCUGGUGGCCGUCGGGGGUCAGCCACCGCGAACCUGAUCAUCUCCCCAAAGUUGAACGCAUUCGACUCCUCGUUCACAUUGUCCGCGAGUUACGCACCAGAUAUGGAGUCACCGUCAAACGAUUGAAAGAAGCCGACCAGCCAAUCCGCCGCCAAAUAUCACCACCAGAGCGCCUACAGAUCCUGGAUGAGGUAUAUCAAGUUCGUGAAGCAGAAGAAAAGAUACUCGAAGGAGCAACAGAGGGACAACAGGCAGUAUGGAUUUCUCGAGCAAAUCUCCCCGACAAAAUGACAGCCAUGACAAGCCCAGAAGAACGCAGCGGCAACAGCACGCCCACCGAGCCGGCUUCCGUUCGAAACACAGACCCUCAUUCUAGCGGAGAUGCCUCGGCCACUAAUACUUCGCAGACACUGUUCGCGCCAGUGAGGGAUGGGUCCGCGAGCUCGUCUCCGAACAAUACGCAGUCCAUUGCACCGAGUCUUGCAGAUUAUACCGAGCAGAACAUGCAUGACCUUGCAGGCAUUGAGUCGACCCAGGGCGUGUCGGUCACCCCGCCAGACCUGAAACGGAAACGCGAGUGUGCUGCCACAUACUCAAUGGACCCAAUAAACCAUAUUUCGCAUACACAUGAUCCUUCUUCUACUGCCAUUGGCAUCGAGCCAUAUGGGAUGGGGUUGUAUGGGGAUCCAAAUAUCUUCCCGUCGCCGGCGGUCACAGAGCCCAUGGGGGAAUAUGCAUUCCCUUACUACUUUGACUAUUGA
Penicillium alfredii is the source of this 1425-nucleotide messenger RNA. Its product is annotated as DUF2841 domain-containing protein. The transcript has 4 exons. Gene Ontology annotation, cellular component: nucleus. The record is from RefSeq and is a predicted model, not a curated record. NCBI's taxonomy places the organism in Eukaryota, Fungi, Ascomycota, Eurotiomycetes, Eurotiales, Aspergillaceae. The coding region runs from base 1 to 1425 and encodes 474 amino acids. Gene Ontology annotation, molecular function: DNA-binding transcription factor activity.